Trifolium pratense (red clover) is the source of this 1529-nucleotide messenger RNA. RefSeq names its product peptidyl-prolyl cis-trans isomerase CYP40-like. Gene Ontology annotation, molecular function: peptidyl-prolyl cis-trans isomerase activity; protein binding. The record is from RefSeq and is a predicted model, not a curated record. The transcript is spliced from 7 exons. Lineage: Eukaryota; Viridiplantae; Streptophyta; Magnoliopsida; Fabales; Fabaceae. Gene Ontology annotation, biological process: protein peptidyl-prolyl isomerization; protein folding. Bases 175 to 1257 code for a protein of 360 amino acids.
UUGGCGUGGCUAAUCGUAAACGUUUUUGUCACAGCACGGUAAAAAAAACGUUUUUGAAAGAAAAAAAAAUAGCGGGAUUAGGGUUUUAGAGCGUAGUAGUUUCUUCAUUUAUACUUCGCUUCUUCAUCUUCUUCUUCUUCACUCUUUCACCGCGUUUUUUCACCUUCCCCAAAAAUGGUGAACCCUAGAGUCUACUUCGACAUCAGUAUCGGAGGCGAAUUAGAGGGUAGAAUCGUCAUUGAACUCUUCAACGACGUCGUUCCCAAAACCGCCGAAAAUUUCCGAGCACUAUGCACCGGCGAAAAAGGAAUCGGUCCAAACACCGGCGUUCCCCUUCAUUUCAAGGGUUCAUGUUUCCAUCGUGUCGUCAAAGGCUUCAUGAUUCAAGGAGGUGACAUUUCCGCUGGUGAUGGAACCGGCGGUGAAUCAAUUUACGGUACGAAUUUCGAUGAUGAAAAUUUUGACCUAAAACAUGAACGUAAAGGGAUUUUAUCUAUGGCGAAUACUGGUCCUAAUACGAAUGGUUCUCAGUUUUUUAUUACUACUACUAGAACUCCUCAUUUGGAUGGAAAGCAUGUGGUUUUUGGGAAGGUUAUUAAAGGAAUUGGGGUUGUUAGGUCUGUUGAACUUGGUGCUACCGGAGAGGAUGAUCGUCCGGAACAAGAUGUUGUUAUUGUUGAUUGUGGUGAACUUGCUGAAGGAGAGGAUGAAGGUGUUAUUAACUUUUUUAAAGAUGGUGAUACUUUUGCUGAUUGGCCUGUUGAUCUUGAUACCAAAUCGGAGGAGCUUGAAUGGUGGAUGAAUGCUGUUGAUUCUAUCAAAAGUUUCGGAAAUGAGCAUUAUAAGAAGCAAGAUUAUAAGAUGGCUAUCAAAAAGUAUCGCAAGGCUUUGCGCUAUUUGGACAUGUGUUGGGAGAAGGAUGGCGUUGACCAAGAUAAGAGCACUGCUUUAAGGAAGACAAAAUCGCAAAUCUUUACCAACAGUUCAGCCUGUAAAUUGAAAUUAGGUGACCUGAAUGGAGCUUUACUGGACGCAGACUUUGCAAUGCAUGAUGGAGAUAAUGCAAAAGCUCUGUUUCGCAAAGGCCAGGUGUAUAUGUUACUCAAUGACCUAGAUGCCGCUCUUGAAAGCUUCAAGAAAGCAUUAGAAUUGGAGCCAAAUGAUGGAGGGAUCAAAAAAGAGUAUGCAAUUGUCAGGAAGAAGGUUGCUGAUAGACAUGAUAAAGAGAAGAAAGCCUAUUCUAAGAUGUUCAAUUAGCUUUCAUUCGGAUAUGGUGUUUUUGACUCUAUGGUCUGAAAAAAUCAGAUUUUUGUGGAGAGAAUAUCUGAUUACAUAGUAAACAAUUUCUGAUUUUUCUUUAGUGAUAGUCUGAAAAUAUCAGAUAUAGUGUAUGUUUUUUGAAUUUAUGCUUUCUCGACUAUGAAAUUGUGAUAAAGAUAUUCUGAUUACCAUUUUGUUAAACUCUUUGAGCAUCAAACAUUGAUUUUCUAUAAGAGAGAUAGGUAGAUUGAUUGAGACAUAUGACAGAA